GGAAAGCAAUCUUGACGACCGCAACCUCAGAAAGCAAUUGGUCACUGCCCCGCCCUUUCCUUUCCAGCCGCAUGCCUACUCCGUACUGUGCUUGGUACCUCAAUGAAGUGACUAAUUGCCUGUAGAGUAUCUUAGGUAUGUACCUUAGGCACCUUAGGUAGGUAAAAAUUAUCUUCACCUUGGGCAGGGAACGGCAUGCCGGGUUCUUCGCACCGAUGUCCCCAUCAAUGCCGACUCAGAAGUCCCAAUUCAUCAUCAAACGACAGCAGACAGCACAUAGAGCAAUACCGGUUACGGCGCGGCCGCUAGCAGAAUGGCAGCUGGGCAAGCAUCGACUAAAGGGAGCACCAAGACCAGGGUACCAGAGCGCAAGCCCCGCAAAUCCAGUGCAAGUCGCGGCGACGCGAUCAUACACACCGCCGAUGCUGCCGUUGAUGCCACCGAUUCGCCCGAGCCCCCAGAUUCUCCGGUCCCGGAAGAUGACGACAGGCAGACACCAAGUCCGCGGCUGCAGCACGCGCGCAGGCGACAGAACCGCGUCGGAAAGAGGUACCGCGACAAGCUCACUGCUUGUUUCGAGACCUUGCAGGCAACACUUGGCGUCGACGAGGUUGAGGCGCGUGUGGAUGGUUCCAUCGAUGGAAAACAGCACGGGAUAUCAGAGGGGCGGCGAGGUAAAACCCGAGCACGGCGCCGGCCUCUCAACAAGGCAGAAGUCCUCGAUCUAACGUGCGAGCGCGUCAAAACCCUGCUGCAGGAGUGGGAGGCAGUGAAAGCUGCGAGAGAGGCAAUGCAGACGCAGAGGGAGGCAGAAGGAUGGUAACCGCGUCGGCGACACCUCAUGGGCGCUGAUCGGGUGAUUCAGAAUUGUACCGCAAGUUGGACAUCUUCCACGGCAAGAACUGUCCCGUACGAUGGCGCGAUUCAGAUUGAUUCAUCGGGUUUUCCACUUCUCAGAACUACCCAUCUCACCUUGAAUAAUUACUCUCGUCCUGGGGUUUACGGGACCUUGGGUUCGCAGCCCAAAUAAUAGGAGUAAUGAGGCGCGGAAUGGAGUACCAGUUUCAUGAUCCCGCCACUCCGAGAGAUG
Molecule: messenger RNA, 1090 nt
Organism: Thermothelomyces thermophilus ATCC 42464
Lineage: Eukaryota; Fungi; Ascomycota; Sordariomycetes; Sordariales; Chaetomiaceae
Exons: 1
Coding region: 314-823 (169 amino acids)
Molecular function (GO): protein dimerization activity
Source: RefSeq, a predicted model, not a curated record